This is a messenger RNA of Suillus subaureus, 2604 nucleotides long. Its product is annotated as N-terminal acetyltransferase A auxiliary subunit. The transcript has 15 exons. NCBI's taxonomy places the organism in Eukaryota, Fungi, Basidiomycota, Agaricomycetes, Boletales, Suillaceae. Gene Ontology annotation, cellular component: NatA complex; cytoplasm. Bases 1 to 2604 code for a protein of 867 amino acids. Gene Ontology annotation, biological process: N-terminal peptidyl-methionine acetylation. Gene Ontology annotation, molecular function: protein binding; protein-N-terminal amino-acid acetyltransferase activity. The record is from RefSeq and is a predicted model, not a curated record.
AUGGCACCACCUACUCUAGCACAAAAGGACAAGAAACUAUUUGCUGAUCUCUUAAGUCAGUAUGAAAACAGACAACUCACCAAGGGCAGGAAGACGGCCGAUCAAAUACUCAAAAAGUAUCCCGAACAUGGUGAAACAAUGUGCAUGAAGGGUCUGAUUCUAGUGCACCUUGGCCAGCGUGAUGAGGGCAUCAAUCUCGUCAAGGAGGGCAUGCGCAAGGACCUGUCUUCUCAUAUCUGCUGGCACGUCUGGGCGCUCAUCCAGAAGAGUGAACACAAAUACGAGGAUGCACUCAAGUCGUACAUCCAGGCGUUGAAGUUUGAUAAGGACAACUUCAAUAUCCUGCGAGAUACUGCUGUCCUUCAAACGCAGACGCGUCAAUUUGAGGGCCUGGUAGAAACUCGUCAUAACCUCCUCCACCUGCGGCCUUACAACCGACAUCACUGGGUUGGUCUCGCGGUCGCAUAUCAGCUGAAUGGAAACCUCCCUGAGGCAAAACAAGUUCUUGAAUAUAUUGAAGGGUUCCUUCGGAGUGUAGGAUCUUACGAUGUGGAAUUCUCGGAGUUGUUGAUGUACCACAUUCGUAUACUAGAGGAUAUGGGUGACUUCCAAUCCGCGGUUGACAUGCUCGAGUCACAUGACAGGACCAAGGGCGGCUCUGUCCUGAAUCGCAUGGCGGGCACGGAGGUGAAAGCUCGCUUAUUGGCAAAGCUGAAGGAAAGCAACGCGGAUGAUGAGCAAAAGACCGCUUGGACGGAACAGGCAGAUGCUGCUUGGCGCUGGCUUCUGUCACAAAAUGCCGAUGGCUACGAGUACUACAAAGGGUUCCUUGCUAAUCAAGGCAUCGACCUUGCUAAUGUCACUGACGAAAAUCGGGAAAAGGCGCUUGAGAUGCUCCACGGCUACUUUAAUGCCCAGUUUGCUACCGCUCCUCGUCGACUGGCUCUUCAUGUGGCCACUGGACAGGAAUUCAAGGAUCUCAUCAAACCCUACCUGACUAACGCGCUCACGAAAGGGAUUCCCUCCCUCUUUGCUGACCUCAAGCCACUGUACGGGGACCUGGUCAAGCGUCAAAUAAUCGAAGAUACCGUGGAAGAGUUUCGUGCGACCUUGGCGACCUCACCCCCUUCGACCGGCGAUUCUAUUGAGCCAACAACUUACUUGUGGGCGCUAUAUCUCCUCGCACAGCAUCAUUCCUACCUAGGGCGCCACAAACAGGCCUUGGAAAUAUUGGAUGUUGCAAUAACACAUACUCCGACACUGCCAGAGCUCUAUAUGACACGAGCCCGCGUGCUCAAACGGGCGGGUGACCCACAUGGCGCCGCGAGGGCCAUGAAUGAUGCUCGUCUGUUGGAUGGGCAGGACAGGUUUAUUAACACAAAGACGGGCAAGUACUUGCUGAGGGCUGGCAUGGUUAAUGAAGCGGACGCUAUAUUCUCCAAAUUCACGAGGGGAGGGGCGUCUGCGGCGGUAGAUCUGGAGGAGAUGCAGGCAAUGCAUUACCUUGUCGAGCAGGGUGAUUCAUAUCGACGGGCUGGCAAGCUCAACCUUGCUUUAAAGAAGUAUUAUGUAAUACAGAAAGUCUUCGAAUCGUUCCGUGAAGACCAGUAUGAAUUCCACCAGUAUUCUGUACGGAAAACGAUUCUCAAUGUUUACACCGAGAUGUUGAAAUGGGAGGAUAAUGUGCGGUCACAUCCAGGCUUUAUUCAUGCAGCAGUUGCUACCGUUCAAAUAUGGGUUGCAUUGUACGACGAUGCGACUCUCGGACCUAAAACAACCGCCUCAGACGUUUCCUCCAAGAAAGCCAUUAACAAGGCGAAAAAAGCUGCUCGUAAGGGACAGCCCGAAGCAGACGGUGCAAACAGCAAAAAGGCCACAGCCACUCAAUCCGAGGACAAAGGCCUUGACCCCCCCCGUCCGAAAGACGAUGAUCCAGAAGGCCUGAAACUGGUCUUGGCCGAGGAUCCCCUCGAACGCGCGGACAAAUAUUUAACAGGCCUAUCAGAGCUUGUGCCGCAAAAUAUGGACAUUUGCUUUGCGAUAUAUGAUGUUGCUAUUCGACGAAAGAAAUACCUGCAAGCUGUUAGGAUGCUCACGCGCGCCCAUUCGCUGGAUUCCGAACAUCCUGAUUUGCACUCGCGGAUAGUGCAUCUGAGGAACACUGUUUCCUCAUUACCCGAGCCAAUUCCCGCACCGGUCGGACCAGUACUUGCUGAGUCCAUUGCCUCACUACUUCCAGCAGAGGUUUCCCUUGAAUUGUUCAACUCCCAGUACCUCCAGAAACACUCUUCAUUGCCGAUGGCUAUUGUAGCACAUGCGAAAGUCGCGCGAAUAUUGAAAGCACCGCAAGACGAAAUUGACUCUAUACUAUUCACAGUGUUGAAGGAGCCCGUACAACUUGAUCACGAGGCUGCAUUCGUGGUACUAUCGUACUUGAAAGAAAUGAAAUCUCCACGCUCCGAGGAGUUCCGGAUAGCGUGCAAUGACAGAUUCGAGCUGAGCACGCUAUUCAGGAGCGACGAGGAGAUCGCUGCUCUCCAGAGAUCUUUCACAGAGUCGGGGGAGUCUCUGGCUGAUGGCGAGGCCCUUGAGACUGUUAUAUGA